CAGUCAAAAUUCGGUUUCGAGUGCAAACAGUAACUGGAGCAUUUGGGGAAAUUGGGAAAUUCGAAGUCUGCACAAAAUUAAAAGAAUGGGGCAAAAAAGACAUCGAACAUAUUGUCCCCCCACUUACAAGCGCCAGAAAGUGGCGCGCGUCACCAACAAUGGCUACCUCAACUUUAUGACCGAGUACAAGAAACGCUUCUACGGACUCUCUCCGCAGGACAUGGUGCAUUAUGCGGCUAAGCAGUGGACCCAGCUGUCUUCGGCUGAGAAGGAAGCUUUCAAGAGCAAGAAGCCGCCGACGGUCGUUUUCAAGGGCCCAGCUCAGAAAGUGGCCUGUGAUUUGAAAAGCGAUGCCGCCGGAGGACAGCAAAGGUCUUGCCAAAGACAGUCUCCAUACGCUCGGAGCAGGGAAUCAGAGAGGAGAUUGUCCAGAUCGAAGACCUCGUGCAAAUCCGCAAAGAAUCAACAGCGAGGGAAGCCAAGGCCUCAGCAAACCAUGCGCAGCCUCAAUCACAUGGGCUCGGCAGUGGCCUAUAUCCACUUCCUGCGCAAGUUCCAAAGGAAGCACACCGAGAUGGCCACCACCGAUCUGCUGAAGACGGCGACUCGAUUGUGGUGCCGGCUGCCCGAAAGCCAUCGCCAUGCGUUUGAGAGGCCACUUUGGGUUGUUACCAUAGGAAAAUCCUAGGCUAGCAGUAGUAAGCAGUGUGAUUUGAUACAUUUUGUAUAGCUCUCAAGACGUCACUUUCACUUUUCUAGAUUAAAUUAAAUCCCAUGUUAGAGCAAUCCAACUCCCUUGUUUU
Molecule: messenger RNA, 803 nt
Organism: Drosophila mauritiana
Lineage: Eukaryota; Metazoa; Arthropoda; Insecta; Diptera; Drosophilidae
Product: protamine-like protein 99C
Exons: 3
Coding region: 86-688 (200 amino acids)
Biological process (GO): spermatogenesis; sperm DNA condensation
Source: RefSeq, a predicted model, not a curated record